Molecule: messenger RNA, 882 nt
Organism: Eimeria necatrix
Lineage: Eukaryota; Apicomplexa; Conoidasida; Eucoccidiorida; Eimeriidae
Exons: 2
Coding region: 1-882 (293 amino acids)
Source: RefSeq, a predicted model, not a curated record
AUGCAGCGGGCUGGCAGCCUUCGGCGGCCCCGGGGCUUCUUCGUCUCGCCUGCACAAGAGAGGCUGCGGCGGCAGCAGCAGCAACAGCAGCAGCUGCUGCUGCUGCUGCUCAUAACAGCAGCAGCAGCAGCAACACCUGCAGCAGCAGCUCCCCUAGCAGGGGCCUCCCCCUUGGCCCCCUUCAAUGCCUGGGGGGCCCCCAGGGAGCUGCAGAGGCCUACGGGGGGCCCCAGGGGCCCCCCCAGGGGCCCCCAGGCCUUCAUCUGCUGCCAGUACCCUCUAAGCUUAUUUGCUGCACCUCCAGUUGGCAGCAGUUUCGAGCCUGUGGGCUGUCUGUACACCGCAGGCACCAGCAGCAGCAGCAGCAGCAGCAGCAGCAGCAGCAGCAGCAGCAGCAGCAGCAGCAGCAGCAGAAGUGUAGCAGCAAAAGAAAGAGACCCGCGAAGAAGCACUAGACGUUUUGGCUUCUCCGUCCUGCUAAACCCUGAAGCUGCCACAAACAGUCAAGAACUCGAACAAAUGCACUUUGCUGCUGCGCGGCUGUUUCUGCGGCUGUGGGCGGAAAGCGGAGUGCAGCGGGAGCUGCGGCGGAGGUGUCGAUACACCCCGCGAGUCACCCGCGGCCAGGGCGGCCGCCGGCUGGUGCUGCAGCGGCGGCUGCAGCAGCGGCUGCUGCAGCAGCAGCAGCAGCAGCAGAGCAGCAGAAUCAACUGGCAGGAGCCGCUGCAGCUCAAGGCCCACCACUUGGAGCGCCUCAUUGCUGCGCUCAAGGAGAAUGCGGAGUUCGAGCAGCGCAAGCUGCAGCAGCAGCAGAAGGAAGCAGCAGCAGCAGCAGCUGCUGCUGCUGCUGCUGCUCCUGCUGCAGCACAGGGGCGCUCGUAG